UUUGUUGUAAAAGUUAUCAUAACAACAAUUAUUUCAUCACCGGACGUCACUGCCAUGCUACCUGCAUGUCGGAAAUAAAUCCCUGGUGGGACUAUGGUUUUAGAAAAAGUUUUAUGGGCAUUGCAUUAUUAUAACCAAUACAAUCCUGAUUUUGGUAUUAAUGUAAUGAUGUGACCCAAUUAUCUUAGUAAAUAUGGUCAAUAGAAGUAAAAGAGGAGAACCAUAAAGUUUAUAGGUUAUGAGUCGAAAAAUAAACUCUUAAGCAAUUAAUUGCUCUUAUCUAUUAUUUUAUGAAAAUUGUUUUCGACUUUAUUAUCAAUAUUAUUCCGAACUGACCUAGCUUGACCUAAUCCGAAUAUUACCAUGGGUGCUUAUUUUCGUUAUUUAAAAUAUUUUUAUACAGAUUUGAAGACGAUUAACAACUCGAGAAAAUCUCGGUUUUAAUUCGAUUUUGCCAUGGGUUCGUACAGUACUUUAAUUGUUACAACCUUUUUUCUUGUGCAACUGCAUUACACAUUUAGUCAAGUUCUCUAUUUUCAACCGGAACAAAUACAUAUCUCAUACGGACGAACUACAAAACAGAUUGUAGUAACAUGGUCUACUUUUAAUAAUACGGAGUCAAUUGUCGAAUAUGGCAUUGAUGGUCUUGUUUUAAAAGUAAAUGGUUCUUCCAAAAUAUUUGUAGAUGGUGGAUAUUCAAAACAUACACAGUACAUACACAGAGUAUUGCUGGAUAAUUUAUCUAGUAAUAGCAAAUAUUUAUAUCAUUGUGGAAGUGAGAAAGGUUGGUCAAACACUUUUUGGUUUAAAACACCACCCGAAGAUGAUCAAUGGUCUCCAAAUUUGGUAAUUUAUGGGGAUAUGGGUAAUGAAAACGCCCAAUCUUUGGCAAGAUUACAGGAAGAGACCCAGAGGGGACUGUAUGAUGCUGUUUUGCAUAUUGGAGAUUUUGCAUAUGAUAUGGAUAGUAAUAAUGCUGAAGUUGGAGAUGAAUUUAUGAGGCAAAUAGAGAGCAUAGCGGGAUAUUUGCCUUAUAUGACAUGUCCGGGAAAUCAUGAAGAAGCUUACAAUUUUAGUAAUUAUCGUGAAAGGUUUACUAUGCAUGAAUCACCAGCAUCUCUUAUGUUUAGUAUAGAUAUAGGCCCUGCACAUAUUAUUUCUAUAUCAACCGAAGUAUAUUAUUUCUUAAAUUACGGAAUAAAGCCUCUAGUUUUUCAGUAUGAAUGGCUUGAAGAAGAUUUAAUUCGAGCAAAUUUACCAGAAAAUCGGAAAAAGCAUCCAUGGAUCAUUGUGGUAGGCCAUCGUCCAAUGUAUUGCAGCAAUUCAAACACUGAUGAUUGUACUAAUCAUGCCACAUUUACUAGAAUUGGAUUACCAUUUCUCCGUUGGUUUGGUUUAGAAAAAUUGUUUUACAAUUAUGGUGUCGACUUAGAAAUUUGGGCACAUGAACAUUCUUAUGAAAGAUUAUGGCCUAUCUACAAUUAUACUGUCUAUAAUGGCAGUUUUGAACAACCUUAUGUUAAUCCAAAGGCUCCUAUUCAUUUUACAACAGGUUCUGCAGGUUGCAAAGAGGGAAGAGAAAACUUUAAUGACACAAGACCCAUUUGGUCUGCUUUUAUAAGCAGAGAUUAUGGUUAUACAAGACUUAAAAUUUACAACUCUACACAUUUAUAUUGGGAACAGGUUUCCGACGACAAACUUGGAGAAAUUAUAGACCACGUUUGGGUUGUAAAAUACAAACACGAACCUUAUUCAAAUUUAUAAUUUUUAAGGUUAGGGAAUAAUGACCACAUAUCUCUGCUAGAAACAUUAUACAUUUUAAGUUCAAGCUUUGGAGAUUUACUGCUAUUGAUUGUAAAAGAUUCAUGUAUGGUAGAAAGUUAAGGGUAAACUUUUACCUAUUACAUUAUAAUCGACUAUAUGUAAUUGAAAAUGCAUUUACUUAUGUAAGACUGACACAUACUUAUGUGUACAACAAUUAUUUGUACCUUUUUUGUUAUUGGCACAAUACACAUGAAAACAAAUUCUGGGUAAUAGACAUCAAU
Cylas formicarius (sweet potato weevil) is the source of this 2045-nucleotide messenger RNA. RefSeq names its product acid phosphatase type 7-like. The record is from RefSeq and is a predicted model, not a curated record. The transcript has 7 exons. Gene Ontology annotation, molecular function: acid phosphatase activity; metal ion binding. The coding region runs from base 457 to 1764 and encodes 435 amino acids. Lineage: Eukaryota; Metazoa; Arthropoda; Insecta; Coleoptera; Brentidae.